Messenger RNA from Penaeus vannamei (Pacific white shrimp), 1066 nucleotides. Its product is annotated as C-type lectin domain family 6 member A. The record is from RefSeq and is a predicted model, not a curated record. Lineage: Eukaryota; Metazoa; Arthropoda; Malacostraca; Decapoda; Penaeidae.
CACCUUUCCCCAAAACGACCAGCGAGGAAAGCGACCGCAACGCCAAUUAAAACCUAGUUGGGACUUCGCGAAGUGUCUGGGUAUAAAAUGGUCUCCCCUUCGACGGACCGCAGCUGCUCCCGGCGACCCAGCGCGUCUCGGUCUCGUCUCGAAGCACACAGCACGAUGUGGUCUCCGCUGCUCCUCCUCGCGACCGGGUCCUGCCUCCUGGCCUCUGCAACAUCGGCGGUCGUUGCAAGCGGCGACCCCCAGUCCGUGACCAAGAGCAUUGUGAAGAAUUCCUUGGCGGAGGCCGCAACUGAACUCGAAACUUCUACCGGAAAUUAUGAAAACGCUUCCCUCAGCAAAAACCUGUAUGAUCUGACCGUAGAACUUCGAUCCCUAAACCAGCUCUUCAAGGACUACAUUAUGACGCUGGCAUGCCCCGCCCCCUUCCGUAUCGUCGGCUCCGAGUGCUUCGCCUUCCUGCUGGAGGACGUGGCGUGGGAGGCCGCCCGUACCAAGUGCCUGCAGAUGGGCGCUGACCUGGCUGAGCCGGCUGACCUGACCCAGCUCCGCCUCUACGUUGGAAAUCGAUUCCCCCGCAAGAGCGCCCGCAACUUCUGGAUCGGCGGCCACAGCCAGGACAAGAUCUGGAACUGGCUCUCGGGCGAACCCAUCGACGACAGGUUCUGGCACACCAACGAACCCUCGGGCAAUGGCGAGUGCCUCGGGAUGUUCGACGGCUGGGAGCACCCUCUGACGGACUUCCCCUGCGAGAACGAGAGGAGGGCCAUCUGCGAGAAGCAACUGGGCAAGUAAGAAAGGAAGGGAAUGAAGGAGGGAAGGAAGGAACGGAGGGAGUGAAGUAGUUCGGGGGAGUCGAAGCGGUUUCGAAACGAAAGGAAAGGGAUUGGUUUCGAGACGAAGGAAAUGAAGCAGCUUCGACUUGAGGAUUCAUGAGGCCCCUAUGUUGACUUCGGUUGGAAAGAAGGCCGUAUGAUCAUGUAGGCAGAACAUACAGUGCAAACAUGUUGACCUGUUAAUACAUGAUGCAUUUUGUUUCAUUAAUAAAUGAUUAAAAAUG